This is a messenger RNA of Serendipita indica DSM 11827, 309 nucleotides long. The record is from the annotation of a GenBank genome assembly. NCBI's taxonomy places the organism in Eukaryota, Fungi, Basidiomycota, Agaricomycetes, Sebacinales, Serendipitaceae.
AUGCCUUCUACCUCACCAAACGAUGCUGCGAUAAGGACUGUCCUUAUGGACAUGAUUAUGAACUCUCAGAGCAGGAACUUCAAAAACUUAUUCAAUGGGCAAGAGCCCAGCCCUGCAGCUACGCGACCGAAGGCGAACGCUGUCCGCGCUUGGAUUGCAUAUACGGACAUAAGUGCUCCAGAGGUUCGGACUGCCCUUUCCGGUGGAAUGGAACCUGCAAGUUUACUGGUCCUGAUUCGCACGAUUGAAGCAUGUGCUUUUCAAUUUACUGAUGGAAUAUUAUUGGCUCUGAUCUACACCGCUGGUUAG